UUUUUUUUUUUUCUUUCUCCCACACGCACAAGAAGAAAAAGGAAAACAGAAAUCCCAACCCCCUCCUCCUCCUCCAGUCCAGUCCAGUCACCUGAUCUCCGCAGCAAUCGUUGCCGGUGACAGGGUUUAGAGCUUGUACGGUUCAAGCGCGCCGGCCAGUCUGGUGGCGUGGUGGUAGGUGAGCUGUGGAGUCGUGGGUCAAGUUACGUGCCGUGAGCCGUCCCACUCCCAUGUCGGCGGCGGCGCGGUGGGCGGCGGCGCUGCUGACGCUGGGCGUCGCAUGUUUGGCUGCGGGGCCCUGGGCGUGCGCCGCGCAGCCGGUGGUGCUGUCCAGCUACGGGCAGAGCAGGCUCUCGCUCAAGCCCUACGACUGGACCUACCUGCGCGUUGACCUGCCGGCGUCAUUUUCUUCUGUCACCAUGGAUUUUGCAACUGACAGAGAUAUUCCCAGAGAGCACUUAAGAGAUCUUCCGAGAAGCGAUCUUGCUAUCAUCUGUUUAAUGAUUGCCAACCCUCCUAUUCCUGAUAUAUCUGGUUAUUAUUUAGACAAUUUAUUAUCAGACUUUCUUGCUGUUGGAUCUUUUGGCAAUAUGAAUAACCAAUCAAAUCUGGCGCAGUGCAUACCAUUUCAGAAAAACACAACAAUAGUGUUAACAAACGACCAGAUAUUACCAGGUGUUUGGUACAUUGGUUACUUCAAUGGCCUUGGGUCUGCUCGCACACAAUCAAAGAUGAUUAGCCGAGGGAGAGCACGUUCAGUGAGCACUAGCAUUACGGUAGAAGGAUGCCCCAGUUCAGCAUUAUGGGGACCCUACUGCAACCAAACAAUUGAAAUGAUUGGAUGUUCUCAGCUGUCAAGAUAUAAUAACUCAAGAAAUCUCUUAGUUCAGACUAUCGACACGAAGAGAAGAUUGAAUACUAGAGAAAAUAAUAGACAUACCAGCUUCCUAUUAAGGUCGAACCUUCCAAUAGGACAUGCACUUGACUCCAAUAGUACUAGCUUACUGAAAGUGGAGAAUUUGAUCACAUGUUCCAUUUCAAAUGACUCUUUAUGCCUCAGGCAAGGCGAUAUGAAGUUUUAUUUCUUGGAUAUAGACAACUUAGCGGUGCAAUUUAGAAUUGCAGCUGCAAAUUUUGGAUUAGUCCAAAGGGCAUCCUUGGUUUGUUACUUGCGCUACAACGCCUUCCCUCAGAGAGUUUUGCAUGAUUACUCAGGCGAUAUUAGCAGUGGUCCCUUGGUUAUAAAGCUGCCAAAUAUUGGACGAUGGUAUAUCGCAAUUGAGAUUCUGAACAAAACAGAGAUCAACAAUACAACAUCACCUAUGCCGGAUACAACUUGUUUCUCAUUUGAUUGGCAAGUAACCGGAUGUCUGGAUGGAAAAGCUGGAAUUAACUGCUCAUGGGAAGCAUAUGUGCUCCAGAGAGUUCCUAAAAGAAAUCCUUCUGUCCCUUUCGAGUCAUAUUAUGUUCCUACUGAUGGGAGGGCAAUGCUGGAAGAUAGCCACUUCUUGCUCGAACAGUUUUUAAGCAACUCAUCCUAUGAGCAAUUUGCAUGGACUUAUUUCCUUUUGGAUGUUCCCCAAGGUUCAGCGGGUGCACUUAUUCAUGUCCAGCUAAAGUCAGAUAAAGAAUUAAAUUACGAGCUGUACUCACGAUAUGGUGGUUUACCAUCAAAUGAUAGUUGGGAUUACUUUGCAAGCAGGACAAGCAGCAGUAAUGGUUCAAUAUUCUUUUCCUUACAGAAUUCCACAAAUUCAGACAUGGAUCUAUCUAUUUUCUAUGCCAAGGAGGGAACUUGGUGCUUUGGAAUUAAGCAUCCAAAUAAUACUUCAAAUUCUCAGACAUAUAUAUCUGUAUCUCUUCAGGGAUGCCAUAGAAACUGUAAUCAGAAAGGUGUUUGUCAUUCUUCAGUUGAUGAAAGUGGGUUAACGUUCUACAGCUUCUGCACUUGCGACCGUGAUCAUGGUGGUUUUGAUUGCAGCGAUGAAUUAGUUUCGCCUAAUGGGCACAUCAGGCAGUCUGUCUUUCUAAUCGCAUCAAAUGCUGCAGCAAUUUUACCUGCGUUCUGGGCUCUCCGGCAAAAGUGCUUUGCACAAGCAGGGCUAUAUCCAGUUGAACAUAAAAUUGUUGGAGACCUGUUAAAGGACAUACCCAGUGCUAAGAGCUCCCACACUGUGCGGGGUCUGGGGAAGGUGUUAGUGGCAAGCCUUACCCUCACGAAGUGCAAUGCGUUCGCCGAAUGGAUUCUUUACACUUCUAGUGGAAUUUCUAGUGCUUUGUACCAUUCAUGUGAUGUGGGCACCUGGUGCAUACUUUCUUUUCAUGUAUUACAGUUUUUGGACUUCUGGCUUUCAUUCAUGGCUGUUAUUGGUACAUUUAUAUAUAUGGCUACAAUUAAAGAAGCUUCAAAACGAGCAAUGCAUACUGCUGUUUUUAUUCUUACAGCUAUCUUAGCUGCAACUGGUGCCACCAGAUCUGCCAAUAUCGGUAUCGUCGUUGCUAUUGGUUCACUUGGCCUGCUUAUUGGAUGGAUAUUGGAAUUCUCUACAGCACAAAGAUUUACAUGCUGCUCAUGGCGAAUUAACCUCAGUGUGCCUCAAAGAUGGCCAAACCUCAUGCCUUUGUUUUGGAAUACUCUGGAGAUGUUAAACAAACGGUUCCAUUGGCUGUAUUUACUUGUUGGUUUCAUCACAUUAUCUUUCGCAGCUGUAAGCUGGAAGCUAGAAUCAAAUAGUAGCUACUGGAUUUGGCACAGUAUGUGGCACAUAACUAUCUAUACGUCUUCGUUCUUCUUCUUAUGUUCAAUGCGUGUCAAUAUGAUGGUUCAUAGUCCGGAGACAAACUAUGAGUUGACGAGGCAAGAUUCCUUGCCAAGAACAGAGUCAAGAGAAACCUAAUGAUAUCUUACUUCUGGUAGCAACUGGAAAUCCAUGGACGAAAGGUAUUAUCUUACUACAGUGAAGAGCUUGAUGCCAGACCCUUUCUGGCAGCCCGCACGUCUGAGCCUCACUACUGUAAACGUGUUCAUAUAUAUGGGCUUCCUUGCAAAAUUGCAAUAAUCGGGGGAUAUUGAAACGACAAGUAAUGUUCGUUGUUAACUUCGUCACAUGAGAAUUGUAGAUAGUGUGGUGCAACCUAGCAACUUUAGAUGAAUUCCCCUUUUUCUGGGGGAAUGGUAGUGAAAUGCCACUAGAGAUAUCGUGUAAUUAUAUUAGGCAAGUGUUACAGAUUUGAUUAUUUUUCACACUGCACAAAAGUGCAUUCUAUAGACAGGAAGAUAUAAUGUAUACCAAAAUACAUUGUAAAAAAUUGAUGAGUUCUGUGUACCAGAAUAAUGAUGGCACUGUCAUGGUGAAA
Molecule: messenger RNA, 3357 nt
Organism: Lolium perenne
Lineage: Eukaryota; Viridiplantae; Streptophyta; Magnoliopsida; Poales; Poaceae
Cellular component (GO): membrane
Source: RefSeq, a predicted model, not a curated record